CAUCACAAGCCAUGCCAUCCGACAUGAUUAUCCACAAAAAGAAACAUCAUUUCAGAGCAUGCGGAGAAUGCCUUUCAUUUCGUGGCCUAGUCAAAAAGGUUCCAAACUUUAAUUUGCCUAGCAUUUCGCACCUAAUAAUAACAUAACUACUGUAGCUGCCAACGUGAAACGACCCUACAAAAAAAAAGGACACAGCUAAUUCAAUAACAUGGAUUGUGAGGACAGUGCCAGCCUGUCUCUUCCCUACCAACCUGAUCCUGAACCUACGGUCACACUGGGUCCUGACUGUAACAGUGGAGCUCAGUGCACAUUGCCUCCUCUUGCACUGCUGCUGGAAGACUGCAUUAACCUGCUUGGGCCAAAUGCAGAGUCUAUGAAACUGGAGGAGGAUUGUGAGGACAGUCCCAGCCUGUCUCUUCCCCACCAACCUGAUCCCAAUUCGCCCCUCAAGAGGGUGACCGUACUGCUGAAGGACUGCAGGAAAUCACUGAGUCCUGGCUGUAACAGUGGAGCACAGAGGAUACUGCUGCCUCUCAAGAGUGUUCGAGUACAGCUGGAGGACUGCAGGAAGAAGCUGGGGCCAAAUGCACAAUCUAUACAAGUUGAGGUUGUUGAUAGCAGAGGUUCAACUCAUCCAGGUAAUUGAUCAAAUUUAGUAAACCUAUAAGCAUUUACUAAUAUUACUUUCCUCUAGUCGGCACAUAAGACGUGUCUUUCUGUGUUUCUAGACUGACUUGUUGACACUUAUGUUGGUUUGUUUUGUUGGAAAGUCAAUAAUUUAGACUUCCCCAUGAUCUCUGACCUCAGAUUUUAUGUGACCUAGAGGGUGACAUUUUCCUCACACAAAACAGCACUGAACUGUGGAAAACCACAUCACAAUCCUCUGCAGUCUGGUAAAGUUAGUAAUCCAUUUUUAAAAUUCAACCUCUAGUUGCAGUAUUAAAAUACUGCCUUAUGUACUGUCUUGACUCGUGUCAAAAUGCUUUUUAUGCAUGGGACAAAUGUCACCAUGGUCCAUUCUAAUUAUUUUAAAUGUUGUUCAAUGCUUCUCUUGUCUGGCUUGUUAUUACUGUGAUCUUGUUUGAAAUUAUUUAACUGAUAACUAGGUUUAGUUAAUGAUAGUGAAUGUGUUUUUUGAUAAACCGACAGACCUAUGUGUUUAAUUUAGAUGUAAAAUAAAAGAUUUCCACGAAA
Molecule: messenger RNA, 1194 nt
Organism: Salmo salar (Atlantic salmon)
Lineage: Eukaryota; Metazoa; Chordata; Actinopteri; Salmoniformes; Salmonidae
Source: RefSeq, a predicted model, not a curated record